GGACACGGUCGCGGGCACAGCGGUGCGGCGGCCUUCAUGGAUGGUGCAGAUGUGGUCCGUGGCCCCAAGACCCCGUUCUGGGGCUGCCAGAGUUGCGGGCUCACCAGCAACUGGGCGUGCAGGCUGCGGUGCCGCUGCGGGGCGAAGGCCCCCGCGUUCGUGCUGCAGCGCGCCAAGGCCUUUGGCAACGGUGGCGGGAGCCCUACUCGGCUGGAUCCUGGGCGCAGCCGUCCACCUGCUGCAGGGUCAAGGCGCGAGGCCAAACUGGAGUCCCAGCUGGCCGAGAUGCAGAAGAAGCUGGACCAGUUCAUCGGUGGAGGCGCCAAGCCUGCCCGAGCCCCUACUGUUGGACAAGGGCCUGGUCAGCAUGGUGGCACACAGUCCAAUGGAGGAGGCGGUGGUGACGGACAGGAUCCACUACAGGCACGUGUACUCGAGCUCGAGUGUGCGAUUAAGGCCUGUGGCAAAGGUGACGACACAACCGAGGCACGGACGCUCCUUGAGAACAAGCUCAAGACGGUGCGCGCGGAGAUCGAGAGCAAGAAGCCGAGCAUCACGCAGCACACCAAUGUGGGGCAUCGAUUGGCUCGGGCUACGACGAAGAUGGAGAAGGUCACGACAGAGCUUGAGGAGCAUAACAAGUUGCUCGACGAGCUCAAUGCCAAGACGGACGAGAUCAAGGCGCGCAAGGUCGCAGCGGAGGCUGAGGCCCUGGAAGGCAAAGACGCGAUCAAGUCGAUGCUCGAAACGGCCGAGUUUAAGGAGUUCGUUAA
This is a messenger RNA of Prorocentrum cordatum, 773 nucleotides long. NCBI's taxonomy places the organism in Eukaryota, Dinophyceae, Prorocentrales, Prorocentraceae. The record is from the annotation of a GenBank genome assembly.